AUGGGCGUUCAGUUUCCCUCAGCACUCCACCACCAAAAGCUGCUGUUAUCCAGGCUAGGCUUGCUGCUGCUGCUGCUGCUGCUGCUGCUGCUGCUGCUGCUGCUGCUGCUGCUGACUAUUCAUUUUGGACCCUCGAAGGCUCAGCACUGGUCCCAUGGCUGGUAUCCUGGAGGAAAGGGAGCUUCCAGCUAAGCCCAGCCACCCCCACAUGCCCCCCAGGUGGGAAGGGUCCUGGGUACUGCAGCAAACAGCCCAGACCAGACCGCCCAUAACCUCCCAAGCAAUGCCCUGGCCCCCCCUGAGAACAGUGUGCCCUGGGAGGGCAGAACUACAGGCUGGUGGCCCCUCUGUAGAAAGCAGCACCUGGUGCAAACACUGCUAGUAAGUACAGGGAGAGACCUGGCAUUGGCCAGCAGGGGCCACUGUGGCUAAGGACUUGUUGGGGGAUAUGUGGACAAAAGAGGGGAGUAAUGAGCUAAAACUGAGACGACCCCUGGGCACACAGCA
Molecule: messenger RNA, 507 nt
Organism: Nyctereutes procyonoides (raccoon dog)
Lineage: Eukaryota; Metazoa; Chordata; Mammalia; Carnivora; Canidae
Product: progonadoliberin-2
Exons: 3
Biological process (GO): multicellular organism development
Cellular component (GO): extracellular region
Molecular function (GO): hormone activity
Source: RefSeq, a predicted model, not a curated record